Prorocentrum cordatum is the source of this 333-nucleotide messenger RNA. NCBI's taxonomy places the organism in Eukaryota, Dinophyceae, Prorocentrales, Prorocentraceae. The record is from the annotation of a GenBank genome assembly.
AUGGUAGCCGAUCAGUCGGUGGAGAUGCAGGCCUCGGAGGGCGCUGUGGUGCUCGUGCCCGGCUGUGCGAUGUUGCGACCGCCUGCGCUCGAGGUCGCCGACCCGACGGGGAUCGACGGGACCGGGCUCGAUGGGGGCGUCGGCGUGCAUGGCGUGCCCGACGAGAUGCAGGAGGACGACGGCAUGGGCGAGCCUGUGCUGGAUUGCGAGAAGGGGCCGAUUCAAGAGGGGGCCCAGGGCGCCCUGGACUGCGACGGGGGCGGCGCCGGGAAGCAGUGGGACGAGAUGCGCGUGGCCGAUGCCGCGGGCAAGUUGGGGGCUGGCGGCAAGUGA